Messenger RNA from Phymastichus coffea, 1873 nucleotides. RefSeq names its product juvenile hormone esterase-like. Lineage: Eukaryota; Metazoa; Arthropoda; Insecta; Hymenoptera; Eulophidae. Bases 19 to 1680 code for a protein of 553 amino acids. The record is from RefSeq and is a predicted model, not a curated record. The transcript is spliced from 9 exons.
CCUCAGUACUAAUUCACAAUGAAGUCGUUCAAGUGUUUGACGUAUUUCAUCGUCAUUGCAUUAACAAACGCUAAUGAAGAAAUUACUGUUGACUUGUCUCAGGGCACGCUCAAAGGUCUCAAAACCACGACGGUUCUAAGCGGCAAACCUUACUGCAGUUUUAAAGGAAUUCCAUAUGCCAAACCACCUAUAGGACAGCAUAAAUUUGAUCCACCUGUUGCGCCAGACCCAUGGAUUGGUGUACUUGAUGCAACGAAUCAUCGACAAACUUGUGUAUUCUUCUGUAUGAUGAAACAAGGAAUAGUUGGCGACGAGGAUUGUUUGUAUUUGAACGUAUAUACUCCCGAUGUCAAUAAAGAUGCGAAACGGGCUGUCAUGAUAUUCAUUCAUCCUGGGGGUUUCAAUGCUGGUUCUGGGGACGAUGAUGUAUAUGGUCCUGAUUUUCUGAUCGAACAAGACGUUGUUGUAGUGACAUUCAAUUCAAGGCUUGGCGCUCCUGGCUUUUUAAGUACCGGUGACGCAAAUGCUCCAGGAAAUGCUGGUAUGAAAGAUCAAGUUAUGGUUUUAAAAUGGGUAAAGGAAAACAUCAAAAAUUUUGGUGGAUGUCCGAACCGAGUUACUAUUUUUGGAGAAAGUUCUGGCUCUGCAUCGGUGCAAUUCCAUAUGAUGUCUCCGAUGUCUCGUGGUUUAUUCAAAAGAGCAAUUAUGCAAAGUGGAUCUGCACUAAAUCCUUUUGCUCUAAUAUACAAUCCAAAAGAUAUGGCUUUUAAGCUAGGAGAAACUCUUGGAAUAAAAACUACUGAUACUAAAGAAUUGGUGGACAAACUUAGAGAGCUGUCUGUUCAAGAUAUUGUAACGGCAAGUCAAGAAGUUGCUAAGACAAUGAACCAUAUGAACGGACACAUGGGUGCUUUCACUCCUGUGGUAGAACCCGAUGUAGGACAAGAUAUAUUUUUAACCAAUGAUCCAUGGACACUAGUUAAAAAAGAUGAUAUUGCUGAUGUUCCACUAAUGAUUGGUGUGGCUCUCGAUGAGACUGCUUUUAUAACUCCAAUGUUUUUGCCCAAUGCAGAAAUGAUGGAUCAACAUUUUGACAUGUUUAUACCCGAUGAUUUGAAUGUUACCGAUGCAAAACGAAAAGAAAUGAGCGACAUGUUACGCAAAUUCUACUUUGAUGGCAAAGCUCUCACUGCCGAUGCAAAAGCACAAUUUACCAUGAUGACGAGUGAUAUAUUCUUCGAUGCCGGCAUUCUGAUGUCUUCUAGGAUCAUCGGCUCCCGAGACAAAUCUCCAGUUUAUGAAUAUCUAUUUUCACACUAUUCCCCGGUCGGAAUCGUGAAAAAUUUAUUCAAAACUGAAGAAGGAGUUUCCCAUGGUGACGAUAUUGGAUAUCUAUUUUAUUCAAACGCUCUUAAGAACAAGCCUGAAACCGGUUCCCCAGCCGAAAAAAUCAUAAAAAUAAUGACAAAAUUAUGGACCAAUUUCGCGAAAGAAGGAAACCCAACACCGAACACUGAUGAAGACUUCACUGUUGCUUGGACUCCCAUAGGUUCAGAUGAUAAUUAUCUAGAAAUUAAUCAACCACUUAAAAUGGAAAAAGGCUUAUUUAAAGAGCGCAUAACCCUGUGGGCUCAACUCUACAAUGAUGUGCUGGGAGAUUAUGCAAAGUUAUUUAAAUAAGUUAUAAGAAGUACGCUUCUAUCAAUUUUUAAAUGUACUCAUUCUAUUACUAUAUGCUUUUCUACGUGUACGUAGCUGAUGACGGUGAAUACCAUGUGCUACUUUUCUAAAUUUGUAUCCAAUUGACGAGUGACCCUUGGAAUUGAUGUAAUCUCGCGUUAUCGAAUAAAGGCGAACGUUUGCAAGUGAACAA